Molecule: messenger RNA, 2907 nt
Organism: Fragaria vesca subsp. vesca
Lineage: Eukaryota; Viridiplantae; Streptophyta; Magnoliopsida; Rosales; Rosaceae
Product: arogenate dehydrogenase 1, chloroplastic-like
Exons: 2
Coding region: 701-2476 (591 amino acids)
Biological process (GO): L-tyrosine biosynthetic process
Molecular function (GO): prephenate dehydrogenase (NAD+) activity; arogenate dehydrogenase (NADP+) activity; prephenate dehydrogenase (NADP+) activity
Source: RefSeq, a predicted model, not a curated record
GCUUGUUUGCUUCUCCAGCAUUCGUCGUCGAUGGUGAUCACAGUGGUGGCAGUGACACAGGUAAACAUGUUCACACCCAAAACACAUUGAGAUUCAUUUCGAUUAUCAAUCUUCAUAUUUACGUAGCUUGCUAUCUCAGCCCAAACCAAUGAAAUGAUUGAAUGAUUAGAUAAGGACACAGCUUCCCUGUUUUUGUCAGAGUAUCUUGGAAAGGAAAUGGUACUAAGCUUUCUUUGGUUGAUUCCAGAAAUGAGUUUAUGCAGGCCCCCUAAAGUAUUUGCCCUUGAUUCCCUUUUAUUUCAGCUUGACUUUCCUUAAAUGAUGCCCAAAUCGUCCUGAAUGUUAAGAAUACUGAUCUUCUCUAAAUCUCUCAAUGUGAUGUGGAAAACAAAAUGUUUGGUACACACAGUCAUUCUGCAUAUGCUUGGAUUCAUAGCUAAUUUUAUUCUCAGAUUUUUGUGAAGUGCCUAAAGCAUUUAACUCAGUAUGUUAUACUCACAAGUCCACCCACCUAUAGGAUUAUUUUUAACUUUACCAUUUUGCAAUAGUCUUGCACAGGAUGAACUUUGUUGUUGUCUCAAAAAGUGAGGUUGAUGUCAUCAUUGUUGUAGCUGGUCUUUCCGCAACCGUGGUCAGGAUACUCCACAACGUUCUUUACGUUUAGAAUUCUGAAUUUCUCACAGAAUUCCACAACGUUCAAAUGCUCAAGAUUGCCAUCAUCGGCUUUGGCAACUUGGGUCAAUCCCUUGCCAAGACCUUUGCCCACCUAGGACACAUUGUUCUUGCACAUUCUAGAUGUGAACACUCCAAAAUGGCCCAAGACCUCGGCAUUUCAUAUUUUUCUAACCCGCAAGAACUCUGUGAACAGAAUCCACAGGUCAUUUUGCUAUGCACCUCCAUAAUAUCCACAGAAUCCGUCCUCAAAUCUUUACCUCUUCAGAGCCUUACACAUGACACAUUGUUUGUUGACAUGCUUCCUGUCAAGGAGUUUUCAAAAGCUUUGUUACUGAAGAUGUUGCCUAGCAAUCUAGCUGUUGUUUGCACCAACCCGAUGUUCGGAGUUGAAAGAGGCAAACAUGAGUGGAAUGGCAGUUUUUUGGUGUACGAAAAGGUUCGAAUUGGCUCUGACAGUGUGGGGAUUUCGUUGUGUGAUAACUUCUUAAACAUCUUUGAGAAAGAAGGAUGUAGAAUGGUGGAAGUAAGCUGUUCUGUUCAAGAUAAGUAUGUAGCAGGCUCGCAGUUUAUUACCCACACAGUUGGGAGAGUCUUGGAAAAGUUAACAUUGGAAUCGACGCCAAUAAAUACAAAAGGUUAUGAGACAUUGUUGGAUUUGGUGGACAACACAGCUGGGGAUAGCUUUGAUUUAUAUUGUGAGUUGUUCAUAUACAAUAAAAAUGCAUUUGAGAUGUUUGACAGGUUGGACUUGGCUUUUAACACUUUGAAGAAGCAACUUUUUGGUCAUUUGCAUGAUAUUGUGAGAAAGCAACUAUUUGAUAGUGCAGAGAAGGUACAUGCGGAGUACAUGGUGUGUAAUCCAUCCCACAAUGGAGCUGCCUUGAGGUCGCAUUCUCAGGUACUUAACCAAAAAGCACAUAUAUCUGAACACUAUGAUGACAAGUCGAUGCUCAAGAUUGCAAUUGUUGGUUUUGGGAACUUCGGUCAGUUCCUUGCUAAAACUAUUAUACGUCAAGGUCAUAAAGUUCUAGCCUAUUCUCGAUCAGACUACUAUGAUGUGGCUCAAGAGAUGGGGGUAAUUUACUUAUCCGACGUUGAGGCUCUUUGCGAAGAGCAUCCAGAAGUGAUGCUCUUUUGUACCUCUAUCCUUUCAACCGAGAAAGUUCUCAGAUCAUUUCCAGUUCAGAGGUUGAUGAGGAAUACAUUGUUUGUUGAUGUGCUUUCAGUUAAAGAAUUUCCAAGAAACUUGUUUCUUCAAAAGUUGCCGUUGGAUUUUGAUAUUCUCUGUACGCAUCCUAUGUUUGGACCAGAGAGUGGUAAAAAUGGGUGGAAUGCUCUUCCUUUUGUUUAUGAUAAGGUCAGGGUGGGAAGUGAUAAAUCAAGGGUAUCACUCUGUGACCGAUUCCUUGAUAUCUUUGCUCUAGAAGGGUGCCGAAUGGUUGAAAUGUCUUGUUCAGAGCAUGAUAGGCAUGCAGCAGGGUCACAAUUCAUUACGCACACCAUAGGAAGGGUUUUGGAAAAGCUGGGUUUGGAGUCAACACCUAUCCUUCCAAAUGGUUACAAGGCUUUAUUGAAUUUGGUGGAGAAUACAGUAGGAGAUAGUUUUGAUCUUUACCAUGGCUUGUUCAUGUAUAAUGUAAAUGCAAUAGACCAGCUGAAUAGAUUGGACAUGGCUUUUAACUCGUUAAAGGAACAGUUUUUGAGGCGUUUGCAUGGUGUUGUCCAUAGCCAACAUUUCGAGAAUGCAAGCAGAACCUUGUUGCCAAAUCAUCCAGAGAAUGCAGCUCCACUGAGAAGAUGAAUUGUAUAGGGAAAUUGGAAGGACAGGAUGAAUCCUUUGCUUUGCACAAGAUGAUAGACACAGUGUUUGGAGCAGACAUGAUGGCUUUGAUGUGAAGGAGGAUAAAGCCCUUUCAUUAUGUGAUGGUAAAAGAUGAGUGCCUUGUUCUAUUGUUUUGAUGAGUUCAAAUAGAUGGAGGUUUUGCUUAUCCAACUUGGUUCUUGCCAGUAAAUAAAACCUAGUUUGUUUGGUAAAAUGAGCUCUAUUUUAGGGGCAUGGGAGAUUCUGCUAGAAUUAUGUCCCCAUCUUGUGAACAUCAACAUUGUUGAAGAUUUUUCGCCAUCAGCGUCAACUUUCUUUCAGCAUUGUACGGUGGUAACACUGUUGGGUCUCGUACAUUUUCAAAACUGUACGGUGGUAACACUGUUGGGAUCAAAAUUGUACAUCUGAUG